Molecule: messenger RNA, 534 nt
Organism: Malassezia globosa CBS 7966
Lineage: Eukaryota; Fungi; Basidiomycota; Malasseziomycetes; Malasseziales; Malasseziaceae
Exons: 1
Coding region: 1-534 (177 amino acids)
Molecular function (GO): oxaloacetate decarboxylase activity; 4-hydroxy-4-methyl-2-oxoglutarate aldolase activity
Source: RefSeq, a predicted model, not a curated record
AUGGUCCCCCAAAGUGAUGUGACUGCACCCAAGCCGCCCAAGCACUUUGUCGAUGCUGCUGAACCAGACUCUGUGAUGCUCAUUUCAUCCCCAUCAUCUACAAGGUCGGCCGUUUGGGGCGGUCUUAUGACGGCGCGUGCGCAGAAUGUGGGCGUGUUGGGCGUCGUGCUUGAUGGUCGGUGUCGUGACCUGUCUGAGCACCGGGACAAUGGGUUUCCAGUCUUUGCGCGAGGCCAUUCGGUCCUGGGCCAGUCGCCAUUCACGCGACCUAGUGAACUGCAGGUGCCCCUGACUAUUUCUGAUCCCACCGUGCCAUUGGAUGAGACUGGCAAGCCGGCUUUCCCACCUGUCACAGUACAACCUGGUGACAUCUUGCUGGCGGAUUUGGACGGGGUCGUGAGUGUUCCGAAAGAUCUUUUGGAGCAAGUUGUAGAAAUAGCCUCAGAAGGUCGCCGAGUCGAUGGUCUGUGUAUGGAUGAUCUGCGUGCGGGAAAAGAGAUCAAGGCAACAUUCGCAUUACAUCGUGGAAAGUAA